UUAUCCGACCGAACCCGCGGUCCAGUCAUCUCCUCCACUGCUCAGCUCCACCACACAGCUCCCCCGGGACGCCGGCGAUGUCACGUAGCUCGAGCACACAGCGCCGCAGCGCAGCUCCACCGCAACCCCGGGCGGAUCCACCUCUACCGCGCGCAGCUCCACCACUCCCCCGCGCAACUCCAUCACUCCCCUUUCCCGCAUCCCUAAAUUUCCAAGCUUUUCCCCAUCCCCUUUCGCAAAUCCGGCACUUGCUGCCCAUCGAUUCGCCGCCGCCACCACAAAUCCUGGCCACCGUCGAGAGGGGAGAGCAUGAGGAGAAAAAGGUCACCGGCUCCUGCCUAGAGGGACCAAAUGAGUGGCAGCGGGCGGUGGCGAUGCACGGCACGGUCAGAGUCAACCACAACAUGCUGCUGCGGGUCACUGGAGAGGCGUCCUCAGCGGAGCUCGUCGGCGUCUUGUAUGCCAGGGCGUCGAAGCCGACCAACGCGUCCACCGCCUCGUGUCCUGGAGUGGGCGGCCACAACUACAAUGGCGCCUCCGCGUCCGCCGUGCUGGUCCGCCUGGCUGGCGGCAAGAGCUGGCACCAGGACGACGACGGUGGUGAAAUUGAGGAAUUGCAGGAGUGACCAUCGCUCAGGUGGGCAGCAGGGGAGCUCUUGCGAUAGCUCGAGCAGGGGAGCAGUAGCGCAUGCCUGGCGGCACAGGAGAAGCACGAGGAUGAACUUGAGGUCCAGGCGCACGCGGGAGCUUGAGGAGGACAAGAUCCAUCAGAUAUUGGUGGCGCAGGUCCUAGGCGGCAGCGGCGGAGAGGAUCCCGGCAGGAGUGGAUCACGGCGGCUGUGGCACAGGUACUGGGCGGCGGAGGAGCUGGCCCUGGGCGGCGCAAGUGACGAAUUGGUCAACGACAGCCUUGGCCCGAUGCACGGGAGCUGCAUCGGGCGGAGGAAGACGGAAGCACUUGUUUGUAAAAUAUUCGAAGAUACAAGGGGUUUUUGUGCAAAUUUUACAUUACACUAUGCUCACGACAUGAAUUUCGGGAUGGAGGGAGUAGUAUUGUUUGUUGCACUUUGCCAUGCCAUGCCUCUUUAAACUGUACAUGCAUGAUAUUUGAUUGUG
This is a messenger RNA of Aegilops tauschii subsp. strangulata, 1116 nucleotides long. The record is from RefSeq and is a predicted model, not a curated record. Lineage: Eukaryota; Viridiplantae; Streptophyta; Magnoliopsida; Poales; Poaceae.